CAGCUGCAUGUUGCUUUUGAGAUUGGUAUUAAGACAUGUAACAGCUUUUUGUUUCUUGGAAAACUGCAGCUGCGCCAUAGUGUGGGUUCAUCGGCUGGCGAAACAGAUGGAAAAAUUAUAUGUUCAAGAUCUAGGUAGCACAUGGAUACAGGAAAUCUUAGUAGGCGUCUCGCCAUAAGCAGGCAUUAAGGCGAAGUCUUGUAGUGCGAGCAGGGAAUACCA
Acanthoscelides obtectus is the source of this 222-nucleotide messenger RNA. The record is from the annotation of a GenBank genome assembly. Lineage: Eukaryota; Metazoa; Arthropoda; Insecta; Coleoptera; Chrysomelidae.